Molecule: messenger RNA, 2478 nt
Organism: Oryza brachyantha (malo sina)
Lineage: Eukaryota; Viridiplantae; Streptophyta; Magnoliopsida; Poales; Poaceae
Product: protein LYK5
Exons: 1
Coding region: 180-2234 (684 amino acids)
Biological process (GO): protein phosphorylation
Molecular function (GO): protein kinase activity; ATP binding
Source: RefSeq, a predicted model, not a curated record
CGGCAUCCACACAAAGAAAAUGUGCAAGAGGUUUGACUCGUCUUCGUUGACUUGAUGGCUCCAGCUGCGGCCACUAAAAAGCAGCUGCGACCAGACGUCGCCGGAGACCAGUCCACCGCCGCCGCGCAAUUCUCACAUCAACCCAUCGAUCCCCCGUCGCCUCGCCGCCCGCGAAUCCGAUGGCAGAGGAGCCACCGCGACGCCGAGGGCUCCCCCGCGCCCUCCCCUUCUUCUUCUUCGUCGUCGUCCCCCUCCUCCUCGCCGUCGCGGCGCGGGCGCAGCAGGAGUACGAGGCCAACCUGCAGAACGCCUGCUACGCCAGCAACGGGAGCUCCACCCUCGGCUACACCUGCAACGCCACCGCCGGCGCCGCCGCCGCCGCGGCGUCCUGCGACGCCUACCUCGUGUUCCGCUCCGCCCCGCCGCUCUACGCCUCCGCGGUCUCCAUCUCCUACCUCCUCAACGUCACCCCGGCCGCCGUCGCCGACGCCAGCGCCGUCGACCCGGUCUCCCCCGUCGCCGCUGACCGCCUCGUCCUCGCGCCGGUGCCCUGCGGCUGCACGCCGGGCGGCUACUACCAGCACAACGCCUCGCACACCAUCCGGAACACCGGCGUCGAGACCUACUUCAUCAUCGCCAACCUCACCUUCCAGGGGCUCUCCACCUGCCAGGCGCUCAUCGCCCAGAACCCCCUCCACGACAGCCGCGGCCUCGUCGCCGGCAACAACCUCACCGUGCCGCUCCGCUGCGCCUGCCCCUCGCCGGCGCAGGCCGCCGCGGGGGUGAAGCACAUGCUCUCCUACCUCGUCACGUGGGGCGACAGCGUCUCCGCCAUCGCCGCGCGGUUCCGCGCCGACGAGCAGGCCAUCCUCGACGCCAACACCCUCACCGCGACCUCCAUCAUUUACCCCUUCACCACGCUGCUGAUUCCCCUCAAGAGCGCGCCCACGGCGGACAUGCUCGCCUCGCCGGCGCCGCCCCCCGCUCCGACGCCGCCGCAGGCGCAGCCGCCGGCGCCGUCCGGGGGAUCGGGCAGCGGGAGGGGAAUCGCCGUCGGGGUCGGUGUCGGUUGCGGCGUUCUUGCGUUGGCCGCUGUGCUUGGCUUGGUUUUCUUCUGUGUCCGGCGGCGACGCGGCGUUGGGGAAGGUGAUCGUCCUGAGAAGGUGGUCGUCGACGUGUCCUCCUCGGCGGAGUACGGCGCCCUCGCGUCGGGGAAGCAGACGACGACGACGAAUACGACCUCCUCCUCGUCGUUGUCCGCGGCGAGGUCGCUGAUGGCGAGCGACGUGCGCGAGGCGUUGGAGUCGCUGACGGUGUACAAGUACUCGGAUCUGGAGAAGGCGACGGCGGGGUUCUCGGAGGAGCGGAGGGUGCCCGGAACCGGAGUGUACCGCGGCGUGUUCAACGGCGACGCGGCGGCGGUGAAGCGGGUAGCCGGCGACGUGAGCGGGGAGGUCGGCAUCCUGAAGCGCGUGAACCACUCCAGCCUGAUCCGCCUCUCGGGCCUCUGCGUCCACCGCGGCGACACCUACCUCGUCUUCGAGUUCGCCGAGAACGGCGCGCUCAGCGACUGGCUCCACGGCGGCGGCGCCCGCACCGGCGUCCUGGGUUGGAAGCAGCGCGUGCAGGUGGCGUUCGACGUCGCCGACGGGCUCAACUACCUCCACCACUACACCAGCCCGCCGUGCGUGCACAAGAACCUCAAGAGCAGCAACGUCCUCCUCGACGCCGACCUCCGCGGCAAGCUCUCCAGCUUCGGGCUGGCCCGCGCGCUCCCCUCAGGCGACGGCGGCGCGCAGCUCACGCGCCACGUCGUGGGGACCCAGGGGUACCUCUCGCCGGAGUACCUCGAGCACGGCCUCAUCACGCCCAAGCUCGACGUGUUCGCCUUCGGUGUCAUCCUGCUCGAGCUGCUCUCCGGGAAGGAAGCCGCCUUCGCCGGCGACGGCAAUGGCGAGGCGCUGCUGUGGGAGGCCGCGGAGGGGCUCGUCGACGGCUGCGAGGACUCACCGAGCAAGGUGCGCGCGUUCAUGGACCCGCGGCUGGGCGGCGACUACCCGCUCGACCUGGCCAUGGCCGUGGCGUCGCUGGCGGCGCAGUGCGUGGCGGCGCAGCCCGGCGCGCGGCCGGCCAUGGACGAGGUAUUCGUCUCGCUCGCGGCGGUGUACAACUCCACGGUGGAUUGGGACCCCUCCGAUCACGGCAACUCCGGGUCGUCGCUGAUUGGGAGGUAGCUGACGGACAAAUCCGUGGCAAAUUCGGGUGAAAUUGAUCUGAAUUAUCGAAAUUUUUCAAAAGAAGUUUUGAAUUUGUAGAUGCAAAUAGUAUUAUUUUGCAAUUGAUCGUGCGAAUAAAACUCUCCCGAGGGCAUCGUCACUCAUUCGUGUGAUCGAAUUUGUAUAUGUUUAGUCAUUAGUUUACUUCUCUGCUAUGUGAUGAACAUUUGUUUUUGUACGACAAUCCAUCGUUUACCCUAAA